GCGGGAGAGCGGACCGUAUUUGUGUGUUUUUUUAAAUACUAAUACGUAUUAUUUCUUAUUAUUAUGUAUAAACCUAUUAUUCUGUAUUUCUCAUUGUUAUAUUGUAGAUAAAGAGCAUAGAUCUGUCUCCAAACAGAGUGGCGCUAUGCUUAGAUUAUGAAUUGCCACAAACAUUAUAUAUUUUUAUUAUUAUAUUCAGCUUGCCCUGUCCUGUGAAGACUCAGCAGAUCAGGCAUAAAAUCUAGACUUUGUCAGCUGGAUGCCAAUUUUAGGUUUCAAGUUACGGCUAUUUACAGUCACAUAAGGUUAAAGACAGCAAUGAUUGACGGGUGUGUAGGCGUGGUCAGUCAGCUGCAUGUGUCCACUUCACGUUUUCGUGCAUCCCAUUUCGAGUGCUCGUGCUCGGACGGUAGUGGCGAGGAUGAAGAAACCCCGAGGAUAAUCUCAGCCAAAACUAUUAUCCUUAUAAAGUGAGCAGCAAGAUUACUGCUGACAAACAUGUGGGCAUUGGGACCAGACUAAAAUCUUGAACCAAUUCUUCCAGCUCAUGCUGGGCUACAGAAUGUGUAUCUACUGUCAUGUGAAUUAAAUGCAUCAUUAGUUAAUAUGUGAUUAUAAUGGACAGUAUAAUCUUAAAGUUCCUUCAAGACACACAUUCAAGGAUAUAGGCACACCUACAAGUGCAAAAUGCUGCAGUUGUGCACAGUUACAGACUGUCUGCUGAUCAGUAAUGCACGGUCAGCCUGUAAUGAUGAACUAAUCCAGAAGGAGGCGGUCACCCUCUGUAUUAACGUGUCUAAGCAGCAACCCUUUCCCUCCAUACGGGUCAGCACUUUGCGCGUGCCGGUCUAUGAUGACCCUAAUGAAGACCUGUAUAAAUAUUUUGACCGCUGUGCUGAUGCCAUAGCGAGUGAGGCAGAGCGGGGUGGCCGCACCAUUGUGUACUGCAAGAAUGGACGCAGUCGUUCUGCUACUGUCUGUGUUGCAUACUUAAUGAAGCACCAGGGACUUACUCUAACAGAUGCCUUUCAGAUUGUGAAAAGUGUCCGACCAGUAGUGGAACCUAACCCAGGAUUUUGGACUCAACUGGAACAAUAUGAACAGGAGCUGAAGAUCAGGAGGUCAGCCAGAUGAAGAUCCAACUCACUUUAACUUUGUAUAAAUACUAAUGUUAUUAUUACUAAUGUUCUUAAAAUUAUUAUUCUAUUCUAGUCAAAGAUUUGAGGCCUUAAGGCCAAAGUAAAGUCAAAUUGUUACGCGAGCGUGAGGGUCCAUGUACAGUGCGCAGCCAGAUACGUACAUUGUAUGCGUAUUGCAUAUGCGCCUACAGGAAAAUGUAGUAUGUAGCUCUGGAGAUGCAUUGCAUUUUGUUGCAAUGCGCAUGCGUCGAACGUCUAUAUACACGUACGAGUCAAAUAAACUAUACUGUGCAAGGCUGUGUGUUCGUACUGUGCACAUACAAUAAUUUACAUGUAAAAACAGACUAUACUCUGGGCUAUAGACACUUCACUGUUUAAGCUGGAACUCAUGUAUCCCUUUAAAUAAGCAUGUGUGCCUUAAAUUGUUAUCGUCAUAGAAUAGAAUAGAAAAGUAGCAAAUACUGCUGUACAGAUGACUGUCAUUAUGGCCGACAGACUGAUUUUUUGAAGGAAGGAUAGCUUUUAACAGUAUGCUGUUAGUAAAGCUAUGAACUCGCAACUUUAACUGUUGAACUAAAUGCAAUUUUUUUUUCUGACUUUGCUGCCUCUAGACGCAGCUUUCUUAAAGGGACACUCCACCAUUUUUGAAAAUAGGUUCAUUUUCCAGCUCCCCUAGAGUUAAACAUUUGAUUUUUACCAUUUUGGAAUCCAUUCAGCCAAUCUCUGGGUCUAGCGGUACCACUUUUAGCAUAGCGUAGCAUAAUCCAUUCAAUCUGAUUAGACCAUUAGCAUCCCGCUCAAAAAUAACCAAAGAGUUUUAAAAAAAUUUUCUAUUUAAAACUGACUCUUCUGUAGUUACAUCGUGUACUAAGACAGACAGAAAAUUAAAAGUUGGGAUUUUCUAGGAUGAUAUAUAUGGCUAGGAACUAAACUCUCAUUCCGGCAUAAUAAUCUAGGACUUUGCUGUCGUAACAUGGCUGCAGCAGGCGCAGUGAUAUUACGCAGCGCCUGAAAGUAGUCCCCUUGGUAAAUUUCAAUAGCAGGGGACUAUUUUCGGGCACUGCGUAAUAUCAUCCAUGUUAUGGCAGCAAUCUUGAUUAUUACGCCAGAUUGAGAGUAUAGUUCCUAGCCAUAUCGGCCUAGAAAAUGGCAACUUUUCAUUUUCCGUUGGUCUUAGUACACAAUGUAACUACAGAAGCGUCAAGUUUUAAACAGGAAAAAUAUCGAAAGACAUUUUUGAGCGUGAUGCUAAUGGUCUAAUCAGAUUUAAUGGAUUGUGCUAAGCUAUGCUAAAAGUGGUACCGCCAGACCCAGAGAUCAGCUGAAUGUAUUCCAAAACGGUAAAACUAAAUUGCUUAACUCUAGGAGAACUAGAAAAUAAGCCUAUUUUCAAAAAAAGUGUAGUGUCCCUUUUAAGUCAUUUUUGAAAAGCCACAGUUUUAUGUAAUCAUGCUUACUGUUAUUCUAUAGCAGAACAGAGAAACAUUUAAAUAUUUAAUAUAAUUUUAUGUGCUUUUCAGACCUACACGUCAAAAAAAAAAAACUAAAGUUCUUUAACCUCUCCCUACGAGGGCUCUUUUUACAGAGAGGACAUUCAACAUAGUGUUAAUCUAAAUGUAUAGAUAAUGAUUUAUUGAACAAUUGUGAUUGUUUAUUUUAUUUUUAACAGGGUUUUUUAUGCAAUACAAUAAUAUGGGUUUUGUUUUUGCUGUCUGUAAUUGUGCAUCCUCAGGAAUAUGUUCAGAUGCUGAAAUCUGGUUAAAAGCUAACGAGCAAACAUUGUACUUUAUUAACACUGUGUUUUAGCAAAUGAUUUCCCCUAUCCUACUGUAAUUAUUUGUUACUUUUUCCUAUGAAGCAAUCACAUCACUACAUUAUUCAUGUUGCAAUAUGCAAAAAUGUGACUAUGCAAAUGUAUGUUAAACUUCAUUAAAACACAGAAUGUGUUUACUGAC
This is a messenger RNA of Misgurnus anguillicaudatus (oriental weatherfish), 3094 nucleotides long. RefSeq names its product dual specificity phosphatase 28 (gene dusp28). Gene Ontology annotation, biological process: protein dephosphorylation. The record is from RefSeq and is a predicted model, not a curated record. Gene Ontology annotation, molecular function: MAP kinase tyrosine/serine/threonine phosphatase activity. Lineage: Eukaryota; Metazoa; Chordata; Actinopteri; Cypriniformes; Cobitidae. Gene Ontology annotation, cellular component: cytoplasm.